Molecule: messenger RNA, 2082 nt
Organism: Arabidopsis thaliana (thale cress)
Lineage: Eukaryota; Viridiplantae; Streptophyta; Magnoliopsida; Brassicales; Brassicaceae
Gene: SAG101
Product: senescence-associated gene 101
Exons: 3
Coding region: 256-1869 (537 amino acids)
Biological process (GO): defense response; lipid metabolic process
Cellular component (GO): cytoplasm; nucleus; membrane
Molecular function (GO): carboxylic ester hydrolase activity; carboxylesterase activity
Source: RefSeq, marked reviewed
UUUUUAUUCACACUUGUUCUAUCUUAAUAGUAUGUUGAACUCUUCGCCUUUGGCGAUUCUUCCCGGAAAAGGGACCAUUGACUUUCAGAUACACUUCUUUUUUUUUUUUAUAAUAAUUAUUAUCAGUUCAAUGAUUUUUCAAUAUGGACUCUCGUUCUCAGACAUUUAUUUCUCUCAGUCUUACAAUAUAAAUUUUCAUUCUUACCAUCCAUAAUUUUGUAUUGUCUUCUCCACAGAUCUAUUCCAGCUCACGCCAUGGAGUCUUCUUCUUCACUAAAAGGUUCUGCACUUGGGAAGCUUGUGGUGACCUCUGGUCUCUUACAUAGCUCAUGGAGUAAGAUCUUGGAGAUACAUAACCCACCUUAUUCGAAUCAUGAUCCAGGUCUACAAGUUUCAAAAAAAAAAAAAGAUUCAGGUCUAGAAUUUCAGAUUCACCGAGAAGAGAAAUUCACACUUGUGGUUUUUAGCGCACCACCGAUCUGCAGAAGUAGUAGCUCUGAUUCUACUCUUCUUCAUGUGAAAGAUAAAGAAAAUCCUUUCCCAUUCCUCUGCUCCGAGAACAACCCAUCAUUCUCUCUUCACACACCUGCUUUUAACCUUUUUACCUCUGCUUCUACUAGUCUCACUUACCUCAAAUCAGAGUUGCUCCAAACGCUCAAGUCUGAGAAACCGGUGAUCAUCACCGGAGCUGCGUUAGGAGGGUCUGUUGCAUCUCUCUAUACGCUAUGGCUUCUUGAAACCAUCGAACCGACGUUAAAACGUCCCUUAUGCAUCACAUUUGGCUCGCCAUUGAUCGGAGACGCUUCUCUUCAACAGAUUCUUGAGAACUCUGUGAGGAAUUCAUGUUUCCUUCACGUUGUAUCAGCACAAACUCGUAUCAAGAUGGACUUCUUCAAACCUUUUGGAACGUUUUUGAUCUGUUUUGAUUCCGGAUGUGUUUGCAUCGAGGACCAUGUGGCGGUCACAGAGUUGCUAAACGGUGUUCAUGAUUCGGGUCUAGUAGACUACAGCCAAGUUCUAAAUCGUCUUGACCAAUCCAUGUUGUCUCUGGCGGAUUCAAGAUUGAUCCCUGAAGAUGUUAUCAAAGGAAUAGAGAAACGUGCAGAAAUGAAAAAUCUGCGAUUUGAUAUGAUGUUUAAGAAACUAAACGACAUGAAGAUAUCGAUGGCUUAUAUAGAGUGGUACAAAAAGAAAUGCAAGGAGGUCAAGAUCGGUUACUACGAUCGGUUCAAGACUCAGCUCGCGUUUCCGUCGAAAGAGUUUGAUAUAAACAUCAAGAAUCACCACAAAUCAGAGCUAAACCGUUUUUGGAAAUCAGUAGUUGAAGAAGUAGAGAGGAGGCCGCAGAGCGAUGCAUCGAUUCUCAAGAGACGGUUUCUAUUCUCGGGGAACAAUUACAGACGGAUGAUCGAACCACUCGAUAUUGCUGAAUAUUACCUCGAGGGUCGGAAAGAGUAUCGAACUACGGGAAGGUCUCACCACUAUGUUAUGCUUGAGAAAUGGUUUGGAAUGGAAUCGAUAUUAAUAGAAAAGGAAAGAUGCAAAAAGAGAGAUUUGAGUGAUCUUUUGACGUUUGAUUCUUGUUUUUGGGCUGAAGUUGAGGAUUCGUUGAUUGUAAUUAAUCAGUUGAAUACAACUGUGGGGAUGAGAGACGAUGUGAGAGAGGUAUUGACUAGAAAACUCGUGGAGUUUGAGGGAUACGUGUGGGAGAUAAUCACAAAACGUGAGGUUUCGCCGGAGAUAUUCUUAGAGGAAAGCAGUUUCAUGAAGUGGUGGAAAGAGUACAAAAAGAUCAAAGGCUUUAAUUCUUCAUACUUGACCGAGUUUAUGAACACCCGGAAGUACGAGAGUUAUGGUAAGUCACAAUAAUGGAAUAAUUUGGUAAUUUAUUUACAUUUCAGGUUACUAGUGUGUGAUUGUUAUUAUUCAUUUACAACGAGAAUUAGUAGUUUCUAGUAAAUUUCGUUACCAAUUUCUUCCCGUUUACAAGAAAAAAAAGUAUUAUAUUUAAGAAAGCAAAAGCAAAAGACAAAAGUGUGUCAUUGCGAGAGUAACAGAAGUGAAAUAAAAUAACGUUAUUUA